GGGGCUCCCACAUUUCAGCAGGUGCCGGAGCUGGAGCUCCCGCCGCCGCCGCCCGUGCCUCCGGCUGCCGGCGCCCCUGCCUGUGGCUCUUCCUCCCCACUCGCCCGCUCCCCCUGGCGGAGCCGGCGCGCCCGGGGUGCCGCUCCCUGCCUGGCGCGCUCCGCACCUGGAGGUGCCUUGCCCCUUUCCUGCCCACCUCGGAAUUUCCCUGUGGCUCCUUUGAUCCUUCGAGUCUCCAGCUCCUCUCCCUUCCACCUGUUUCCCCCAAGAAAGGCAGGAUCCUGGUCCCUGCCACGUUUCUGGGGCCAUGGCUGGUCUGGGCCCCGGCGGAGGCGAUUCAGAGGGGGGACCCCGGCCCCUGUUUUGCAGAAAGGGGGCUCUGAGGCAGAAGGUGGUCCACGAAGUCAAGAGCCACAAGUUCACCGCUCGCUUCUUCAAGCAGCCCACCUUCUGCAGCCACUGCACCGACUUCAUCUGGGGUAUCGGAAAGCAGGGCCUGCAAUGUCAAGUCUGCAGCUUUGUGGUUCAUCGACGAUGCCACGAAUUUGUGACCUUCGAGUGUCCAGGCGCUGGGAAGGGCCCCCAGACGGACGACCCCCGGAACAAACACAAGUUCCGCCUGCAUAGCUACAGCAGCCCCACCUUCUGCGACCACUGUGGCUCCCUCCUCUACGGGCUUGUGCACCAGGGCAUGAAAUGCUCCUGCUGCGAGAUGAACGUGCACCGGCGCUGUGUGCGUAGCGUGCCCUCCCUGUGCGGUGUGGACCACACCGAGCGCCGCGGACGCCUGCAGCUGGAGAUCCGGGCUCCCACAGCAGAUGAGAUCCACAUAACGGUUGGCGAGGCCCGUAACCUAAUUCCUAUGGACCCCAAUGGUCUCUCUGAUCCCUAUGUGAAACUGAAGCUCAUCCCAGACCCUCGGAACCUGACGAAACAGAAGACCCGAACGGUGAAAGCCACGCUAAACCCUGUGUGGAAUGAGACCUUUGUGUUCAACCUGAAGCCAGGGGAUGUGGAGCGCCGGCUCAGCGUGGAGGUGUGGGACUGGGACCGGACCUCCCGCAACGACUUCAUGGGGGCCAUGUCCUUUGGCGUCUCGGAGCUGCUGAAGGCGCCCGUGGAUGGCUGGUACAAGUUACUGAACCAGGAGGAGGGCGAGUAUUACAAUGUGCCGGUGGCUGAUGCUGACAACUGCAGCCUCCUCCAGAAGUUUGAGGCUUGUAACUACCCCCUGGAAUUGUAUGAGCGGGUGCGGAUGGGCCCCUCUUCCUCUCCCAUCCCCUCCCCUUCCCCUAGUCCCACCGACCCCAAGCGCUGCUUCUUCGGGGCGAGCCCAGGACGCCUGCACAUCUCCGACUUCAGCUUCCUCAUGGUUCUAGGAAAAGGCAGUUUUGGGAAGGUGAUGCUGGCCGAGCGCAGGGGCUCCGAUGAGCUCUACGCCAUCAAGAUCUUGAAAAAGGACGUGAUAGUCCAGGACGACGAUGUGGACUGCACGCUGGUGGAGAAACGUGUGCUGGCACUGGGGGGCCGGGGUCCUGGCGGCCGGCCCCACUUCCUCACCCAGCUCCACUCCACCUUCCAGACCCCGGACCGCCUGUAUUUCGUGAUGGAGUAUGUCACCGGGGGAGACUUGAUGUACCACAUUCAACAGCUGGGCAAGUUUAAGGAGCCCCAUGCGGCGUUCUACGCGGCAGAAAUCGCUAUCGGCCUCUUCUUCCUUCACAAUCAGGGCAUCAUCUACAGGGACCUGAAGCUGGACAAUGUGAUGCUGGAUGCUGAGGGACACAUCAAGAUCACUGACUUCGGCAUGUGUAAGGAGAACGUCUUCCCCGGGACGACAACCCGCACCUUCUGCGGGACCCCGGACUACAUAGCCCCGGAGAUCAUUGCCUACCAGCCCUAUGGGAAGUCUGUCGAUUGGUGGUCCUUUGGAGUUCUGCUGUAUGAGAUGUUGGCAGGACAGCCUCCCUUCGAUGGGGAGGACGAGGAGGAGCUGUUUCAGGCCAUCAUGGAACAAACUGUCACCUACCCCAAGUCGCUUUCCCGGGAAGCCGUGGCCAUCUGCAAGGGGUUCCUGACCAAGCACCCAGGGAAGCGCCUGGGCUCAGGGCCUGAUGGGGAACCUACCAUCCGUGCACAUGGCUUUUUCCGCUGGAUUGACUGGGAGCGGCUGGAACGAUUGGAGAUCCCGCCUCCUUUCAGACCCCGCCCGUGUGGCCGCAGCGGCGAGAACUUUGACAAGUUCUUCACGCGGGCGGCGCCAGCGCUGACCCCUCCAGACCGCCUAGUCCUGGCCAGCAUCGACCAGGCCGAUUUCCAGGGCUUCACCUACGUGAACCCCGACUUCGUGCACCCGGCUGCCCGCAGCCCCACCAGCCCAGUGCCUGUGCCCGUCAUAUCCUGCACCCCAGCAUUCCAGCUCUGCCCCCGCGGGUUCUAGACGCCCCUCCCAAGCGUUCCUGGCCUUCUGAACUCCAUACAGCCUCUACAGCAGUCCCGCGUUCAAGACUUGAGCGGAGCCCGAUAUUCUUCCUGACCUUAGCGUUCUGGACUCUGCCCCAAUCGGGUCCAGAGACAGCACCUCACCACUAACCAUCCCCAACUCCAUGGGGUUCGACACUCCAUCUUGGUAGUUCUAUGCCUCCCCCCAGGCCCCGCCCCUGGGGAAAUAGCCUCACGGGGUUGGCUGUUCCAGACUCAGGUUCCAGAACAACCCUCAGCCUCUGAGGCCCCCCCGCCUCCACUCCAGUUCUAGAUGAGUGGGAGGCGUGCCCGCCUCCUCCAGUACGUCCCGCUGCUGUGCUCUGGGGAUUUCUGGGAUAUAUGGAGGAUUCUUUCCCCAGCGGCUCCCAAUCAGCUUUUGUUCUAGACUUCCCCAUCCCGAAGCCAUCACUCCUCCCCGCAGCCCGCCUGCCGUGCAUGGCUCCUGUCUGACUCGGACCCACCCCAACCCUCCCCAGUGCCUGCCACUCUCUGGGACUCUCCUCCUCCCCUCCUCUUCCCUUAGCCUCUCCCACCCGGCCACAGCUGCUGGAGAAUAAAUUUGGGAUGCUGAUGCUGAA
Molecule: messenger RNA, 3062 nt
Organism: Symphalangus syndactylus (siamang)
Lineage: Eukaryota; Metazoa; Chordata; Mammalia; Primates; Hylobatidae
Gene: PRKCG
Product: protein kinase C gamma
Biological process (GO): protein phosphorylation
Molecular function (GO): ATP binding; diacylglycerol-dependent serine/threonine kinase activity; zinc ion binding
Source: RefSeq, a predicted model, not a curated record